Musa acuminata subsp. malaccensis (wild Malaysian banana) is the source of this 1523-nucleotide messenger RNA. RefSeq lists its product as uncharacterized. The record is from RefSeq and is a predicted model, not a curated record. Lineage: Eukaryota; Viridiplantae; Streptophyta; Magnoliopsida; Zingiberales; Musaceae.
UCGAAGCCCCUCCUCCUCCCUGACAUCACUCCACCAUCCACUACAAAGGCAUCAGCAGGCCACCACCAGCACUUAUUUUGCGGAAGAAUAACUCGAGCUUCCCCUUCUCUAAUGGCAGCAGAAGCCAGGAGAGCCAGGGAGAAGCAGACCCGGAAGGAAGAAGAGAGAAGCCUCCAACAGGAAGCACAGAGCCCGUUUGCUAAGGGAGCACUUAGAAGCUUCUUCACAUGCAAGCAUCACCAACCAGGAGAAAGGAACAAUGGGCACAGCAUGCGGAUGGGAUGCUCUGGGUCUAUUUGCAAGCUGAGGGACAUGCAGAGGCCAGAGACGGUCUUAGCUGAGCCUUGCAAGAAAAAUGCUGCAGCAUCAGGUGGUGGUAGUGGUAAUGGUAAUGGUGGUGAAGGAACCAAGAAACAGCCCUUGAGUGAGAUCAAUGGAGUUGUUUCCAAGCCCUCCUCUCAUUCUGCUGCUGCUUCUGUGGCUGCCUCCUCUUCUUCUACUUCUUCUGUUGGUGGCUCUUUCAGGCGAAUGCAUCGUAGGAGGCUUUAUGGCUGUUAUGAGUGUCACAUGGUGGUCGAUCCCAUCAGUAUGCUGUCAAGGGAUUCCUCUCUGGGGACGACAAUCUGUACCUGCCCUGACUGUGGAGAGAUUUUUGUGAAAGCUGAGAGUCUGGAGAUUCACCAGGCGGUGAGGCAUGCAGUAUCAGAAUUGGGACCUGAAGACACUAGCAGAAACAUAGUAGAGAUCAUAUUCCAAUCGAGUUGGCUAAAGAAGCAAACACCAGUUUGCAAAAUCGACAGGAUCCUAAAGGUCCACAAUACCAACAGAACACUGACAAGAUUUGAAGAUUACCGGGACUCCAUAAAGAUCAAGGCCAGCAAGCUAGCGAGGAAGCACCCGAGGUGCACCGCAGAUGGAAAUGAGCUCCUGAGGUUCCACUGCACCACUUUUAUGUGCUCCAUCGGCCUUGAUGGGGCCACUAACUUGUGCAACUCUAUCCCCAAGUGCAGCUUGUGCAGCAUUGUAAGGGAUGGAUUCAAGAUUGAUUCACAUGGAAGAAUCGGAACGAUGGCUACCAGUGGGAGAGCACACGAUGCCGCUGACAACGUAUCGGAUAAGACUGCGAUGCUGGUGUGCAGAGUUAUAGCUGGCAGGGUGAAGAGGAAACAGGAUGAUUUGGAGGAGUAUGAUUCAGCAGCUGGCAUGGCAGGAAUCUACUCAAAUUUGGAUGAGCUAUUCGUGUUCGAUCCUAAAGCUAUUCUGCCUUGUUUUGUUGUAAUUUACAGGAGCUGAUCUCGCAUCUUUCUCCAUGCUUUUGUCUCUGCUGAAACUUCACAGACCUCUGUGCCUUGCUAAUUGAAUGAUGCAGCAUCUGAUAUUGCUCCAAAAACAAAAGCUGUAAUCCGAGUUGCCAUUGCUCAAGUUAUCUUCUAAUCGAAUGACGUACGUAGCAUCUGAUAUUGCUCCAAAAACAAAAGCUGUAAUUCAACUUGUGCAAAAGGAGCAACCUUAUUGUUGAAUAU